Panonychus citri (citrus red mite) is the source of this 1027-nucleotide messenger RNA. RefSeq names its product 40S ribosomal protein S2-like (gene RpS2). The transcript has 2 exons. The record is from RefSeq and is a predicted model, not a curated record. Bases 132 to 953 code for a protein of 273 amino acids. Gene Ontology annotation, biological process: translation. NCBI's taxonomy places the organism in Eukaryota, Metazoa, Arthropoda, Arachnida, Trombidiformes, Tetranychidae. Gene Ontology annotation, molecular function: structural constituent of ribosome; RNA binding. Gene Ontology annotation, cellular component: cytosolic small ribosomal subunit; ribosome.
GAAGAAACUCGGAAACACUUAAAUUAAAGUUGUUGGAUUUUAAACAUUCUGUUUAUGGUUUGUUUAGGUCUUUUUUCAAUUUAAUUAGUUAAUUUGUUUUUGUUUUUUUGUGAUAGUAAUUGUAAACAGCUAUGGCCGAUGCUGUAGCCGGAGGUGAAGGAGGCCGAGGUGGCUUUAGAGGUGCUUUUGGUGGUGCCAGAGGUGGUCGAGGAGGAAGAGGUAGAGGUGGUAGAGGUGGUCGAGGUCGUGGUCGGGGCCGUGGCCGUGGUAAAGAAGAUAAGGAAUGGUCUCCUGUCACCAAGCUUGGUCGAUUAGUUAAAGAUGGUAAAAUUUCUUCUCUAGAAGAUAUUUAUCGAUUCUCUUUACCCAUUAAAGAGUGUGAAAUUAUUGACUUUUUCCUUGGACCAAGUCUUAAGGAUGAAGUUCUUAAAAUUAUGCCGGUUCAGAAACAAACCAGAGCUGGUCAACGUACUCGAUUCAAGGCUUUUGUGGCUAUUGGAGAUUCUAAUGGACACAUUGGUUUAGGUGUCAAGUGCUCCAAAGAAGUAGCUACAGCUAUUAGAGGAGCCAUUAUCUUGGCUAAAUUAUCAAUUAUUCCGGUUCGACGAGGUUAUUGGGGUAACAAGCUUGGUACUCCUCAUACUGUUCCUUGCAAGGUCACCGGAAAAUGUGGAUCGGUUUCUGUACGUUUAAUCCCUGCUCCACGUGGUACCGGAAUCGUCGCUGCUCACGUACCAAAAAAGUUAUUACAAAUGGCUGGUAUUGAGGAUUGUUACACAUCGGCCAAAGGAUCGACUUGCACACUUGGUAAUUUCGCUAAAGCAACUUAUUUGGCUAUUCAAAAAACAUUUUCAUAUUUGACACCUGACUUGUGGGAAGAUAAAAGUUCAAUGAAUAAAUCUCCCUAUGAGACUCAUGCAUCUUACUUGAUGACAGUAGGGAGAAAAAACUAAUAAAUUAAAAGUUUUAAUAAUCACAAUUAUGUUGAUCAACCUCAUUAAUUUAAUAAAAUUUAUUCCCUAUUGAA